AUGAGCGCAGUUGGCUCGCCAUGUCAUGGCGCUUCCCCUCCCCGUCCGCCAACACUCGUGGCUGCCGCAUUCUCAGCCGCACCACACUGCGCGCGUACCGUAGGCCGUCCAUCGCUCCCGGGCUCUCUCUUCCUCCGCCCCCGACUCUCCGCGCCUCGCCACCCUUGCCUCCGCCCAUCCCGCCCCAUCCGCGCACCUCCUCCCGCGGCUGCGCUCGACGGGCUGGGCGCGGUGUACGGGCAACUCGCGGACGCGCUGCUGCACGGGGUGCCGCUGGGCAUGGACGUGACUAUAGCGAGCGUGCAUCACGAGGUGGCGCAGCUCGCGGCGUCCGCCGGCAUUCCACUGGACGACCCCGUGAGUGCCCUCGCGCCCCCCCACCUCUCCUCCUUCCGUCCCCUUCAUCCGCAAUCCGCGCGUCGUUGCGCCUCUUGCUUGCGCACUAACGUGCUGAGGCGAUUCUCCCCCUCGGAGGUGAAGGUGGGGCGACAGCUGGGGCACGGCAACUUCGGCGUGGUCUACGAGGCCACCGUCGCCGGGCCGCGCGGGCAGCCGCAGCGCGUGGUGGUGAAGCGCAAGGCGGCGGGCGCGGGCGCGGACGAGAUGCAAGACGUGGAGCUGUUCAUGAACCACCGGCUGCAGCGUACGGUGCCAGGAGUGGCGGCCAAGUUCCUGGGGACGAUGGAGGUGCAGCCGGGGAACAAGCUGCAGGAGGGCGUGUGGCUGGUGUGGCAGCACCAGGGCGACAGCACGCUGGACCGCCACCUCAAGGACCGCCAGUACCCCGCACCGCUGGCCGCCAUGCUGCUGGGCGUGCAGGGGGACGCGGGGGGGGUGGUCGGAGGAGCAGCGCAUGUGGGUGGAGUGGCAGGUGGCGCAGACCGUCAUGCGCCAGAUCCUCUCCAACCUCCGCGCCCUGCACCACGCAGGAGUGGUGCACUGCACAGGGACGUGAAGCCGGCCAACCUGGUGGUGCACCCCAUUCACCGAGUGGUGCACCGGGACGUGAAGCCGGCCAACCUGGUGGUGGACGAGGGCGAGCGCCACCUCUGCCUCAUCGACCUCGGCGCCUGCGUUGACCUGCGCUCCGGCCGCAACUAUGUGCCCAGUGAGACGGUGAUGGAUCCCAAGUACGCCGCCCCCGAGCGCUUCGUCAUGCCGCCCGCCACCACGCCGCACCUGCCGCCCGACCCGCUGGCAUCGCUGCUGUCGCCGUUCAUCUGGGUGGCCAACUCCCCCGACCGCUUUGACGUCUUCUCCGCUGUACGCCCUUCCCCCUGCUGCCCUUGCUGGACGUCCUGCCCCUGCAACCUCACCUUCUCUUCCCACUGCCACUAUGCGGGUCUGUGCUGUGUGCCCAACGCCUGCGUCCACUGUGCUGUUAUGUGCCUCUGUGCGUGGGUGACGUGCUGGGCCGUGCAUGCGGGGGUGGGAUGGGACCACCAGGAGGGGUUCAACAACGAGUUGAAGCGGUGCGACUACGAUCUGAGCAGGUGGCGGAAGAAGUUCCGCCCCGCCAGCGCUGACAUGGCCGUGCUCGACGCCCAUGGCGGAGCGGCGUUUGACUUGGCAAAGCAGCUGCUGCAGAAGCGACCCAACCACGACCACGCCUGUUUGGCAUGGGGCGGCCAUCAGCAGGCCGCGCCCUGCGCCACCGCUUCUUCUCCCUGCACUCCCCUCAACCCUUCCGCCUCCCCCGCUCCCCCCCCUCCGCCACGCCCGCGUCCGCCCCCGCCACCGCUGCCCCUGCUGCUGCUGCGCCCGCCACUGCCCCCUCUGCUGCUGCCAGGCGCAGCAUGGCGGCCCCCCCCUGCUGCCCCCACUGCUGGUGGCGCUGCUGCUGGGCGCGCGGGCAAGGGGGAGAGGGCGGAGAGGGCGGAGCGGGGGGAGCAUGGGGAGAAGGGGGAGAAGGUGCAGGUUGGGGAGGAUGCGCGGGGGAGACACAAGGACGUGGGACGGAAGAAAGGCCUGGGUGCUGUGGAGGUGGCGGCAGGAGGUGCCAAGGCAGGCGAGAGGAGUGACGGCGUGAGAGGGCGAGGGGAGGCAGGCCACGCAAGAGGGGAUGUGCGAGGAGGGAAGGAGGCAGCGGCACAGGGAGGAGGUGCGAAGGAGGGCAGUGAGGUGGGGAAGGGGUUGCUGGUGCAUGCGCUCAAGGCCGUGGUGCCGCCUCCCACCGCCCACCACCCCCAGCCCCCCCUGCACGCCCCCACUGCUGGCGGGGCCAAGGCAAGGCGGGCAGCACCGGGUGACAAGUCGGGGCAGGUUGCAGGCAGGGGGGACGCGGAGAGCGCAGAGGGGGAGAGCGGCAGGGGCAGGGGAGCAGGCGUGAGGGCGAGGGGGGAACGCGGGAGGGCGGGGAGCAGGCCAGUGGAUGUGGCGGGGGCGGUGAAGCGCGGGCACGUGGCGACAGCGUACGUGCUGGGGUCGCUGGUGGCCGGGCUCGCCCGGUCGCUGGAUGACGACAAGAGCCGCGGCGGGGGUGAAGGGGAUGCAGGCAUGAGGCGUGGUGUGGUGGGCAGCGAGGCGGAGGCGGGUGAGGGUAAGGAGGCCACGGGAGGAGGUGGGAAGGAUGAGAGAGAUGGGGAAAAAAGGGAGGUAGAGGGCAGGAAGGAUGGGAUGGAGAACGAAGCUGGGCGUGUGGUGGGGGGUGGUGCAGAGAGGUCAGGGGUGCAGGCGGGAGGCGAUGGAGCGAGGGUGGAGAUGGGACAGGGGAAGGCAGUCGAGGCGGGGGGCAGGAGGCGGGAGGGGGGGAGUGAGGGGGGCGUGGGAGUGAGUGUGGCUGUGGGCAUGGCGGAGGUGGGGGUGGCAGCAGCGGGUGCGACAGCGACGGCAGUGAUGGCAAUAGCGUCCUCCGUGUGGCGCGACAUGGCCACCCCCUCGCCCGCCCCUCCCGCCCCCACUGCCCGCAGCAGCCCUGUGACAGCAGUGGUGGAGGCCAGUGAGCAGGGCAGUGGGAGGAAGGGGGGGGGGAAGGAGAGGAAGGAGCAGGAGAGGGUGUUGCAAGAGGCAGUGGAAGCAGCAGCGGAGGAGCGGGAACGGAUUCUGAGGGGGGUUGUGGGGAGUGAGGGCGGCAGGCAGCAAGAGGGGUCGCCUGUGGAGUUGCAUGCAGUGGUAGGAGGUGGCGAGGGAGGGGCGUAUGUGGGGGGGGUGGAAGUGGUGGCGCGGGAGGGGCGUAUGAGGCGGCAGGUGGAGCGGCAGGUGAUAGCAGAGGAGCUGCUGACGUCAGUGGGCGAGCUGGGGGUGCAGCUGGGGUCACUGGAGGAGUCGCUGCAGGCGGGCCGGCAUGUGGCAGCAGAGCAGCAGCAACUGCUCACCCGGGUCAGUGCUGUGAGAGCCACGCUUGCCAAGACCAGGAACUGA
Messenger RNA from Closterium sp. NIES-65, 3360 nucleotides. Lineage: Eukaryota; Viridiplantae; Streptophyta; Zygnematophyceae; Desmidiales; Closteriaceae. The record is from the annotation of a GenBank genome assembly.